Saimiri boliviensis boliviensis (Bolivian squirrel monkey) is the source of this 2340-nucleotide messenger RNA. RefSeq names its product mitogen-activated protein kinase 10 (gene MAPK10). NCBI's taxonomy places the organism in Eukaryota, Metazoa, Chordata, Mammalia, Primates, Cebidae. Gene Ontology annotation, biological process: protein phosphorylation. The record is from RefSeq and is a predicted model, not a curated record. Gene Ontology annotation, molecular function: ATP binding; MAP kinase activity.
CGGAAAACACAGUAGCUGUAGCUGCGCAUAGACUUUUCCUCUUUCUGUUUCCCCCUCAUACCCCUCCCUAGACCUCUCUGGGCUUUGACGUCAUGUGUGCUCCUUUCAGUUGCCAUAGCAACCCCAUUCCCCAAGCCCUCUCGGUCCGUCUCCUCUGGUAGGUUCCACAAUGGUACAGGCAGCAUCACGCUGCACAAUGGUUUCUAGGCAGUGAAAGAGGGUGAUUCAGCAAGCCACUCUUCUUCUUUUCUCUUUAACCUCCCCUUCACUUUUUAUUUUUAUGGGGGUGGGUGGUGCUUGCUAUAUGCUUACCUUUUUCUUUUCUUUUUUCAUUUUUUACAAAUUUCCUUUUUUGUCCUCACUCCUCAAUUCCUAGGGGCUUGAGUGAGUUUAAGAUUGGGUUUUCUUGGAAAUCACCUGUCCAUCGUUAAUUUUAAACAAUUUCCCUAUCUCCAAAGAAUCUCUUCCUUAUUACAGUCUGGAAUGUGGUUAAUGAAAAACAAGUAGGGAGGAUUUCUGGGCCAAACACUGCCGGAUAAGGAUCGUAGUUCUCAGGCACGGAAUGGCUAGUGUGGGAAACACCAACUACAGACCCAUCUCAGAUCUUCACCAUGGCAGCUCAUGCAAGAAACUGUUGAAUUAGACCUGUUUCCUAUAGAUGAGAAACCAUACAAGCUGUGGACUCUGAGACUACUGCUAAAAUCUUCAAUGAUUCCAAACUUCUCAGCCUGGAGUUGAAGGACCUUGACAACAUUCAACCACUCUACGAUUCCUGAUAAUCUUCCCCUAUUUGCCCAACAAGUCUAUGUCCUAACCAAACUAGCCUCUGCACAGUUUCCUGAAUGUAUUUAUGAGCCUCCAUUUCUUAUACUACUGCAGUGAACCAACAUUGGAUGUGAAAAUUGCCUUUUGUCAGGGAUUCGAUAAACAAGUGGAUGUGUCAUAUAUUGCCAAACAUUACAACAUGAGCAAAAGCAAAGUUGACAACCAAUUCUACAGUGUGGAAGUGGGAGACUCAACCUUCACAGUUCUCAAGCGCUACCAGAAUCUAAAGCCUAUUGGCUCUGGAGCUCAGGGCAUAGUUUGUGCUGCGUAUGAUGCUGUCCUUGACAGAAAUGUGGCCAUUAAGAAGCUCAGCAGACCCUUUCAGAACCAAACACAUGCCAAGAGAGCAUACCGGGAGCUGGUCCUCAUGAAGUGUGUGAACCAUAAAAAUAUCAUUAGUUUAUUAAAUGUCUUCACACCCCAGAAAACGCUGGAGGAGUUCCAAGAUGUUUAUUUAGUAAUGGAACUGAUGGAUGCCAACUUAUGUCAAGUGAUCCAGAUGGAAUUAGACCAUGAGCGAAUGUCUUACCUGCUGUACCAAAUGUUGUGCGGCAUUAAGCACCUCCACUCUGCUGGAAUUAUUCACAGGGAUUUAAAACCAAGUAACAUUGUAGUCAAGUCUGAUUGCACAUUGAAAAUCCUGGACUUUGGACUGGCCAGGACAGCAGGCACAAGCUUCAUGAUGACUCCGUAUGUGGUGACACGUUAUUACAGAGCCCCCGAAGUCAUCCUGGGGAUGGGCUACAAGGAGAACGUGGAUAUAUGGUCUGUGGGAUGCAUUAUGGGAGAAAUGGUUCGCCACAAAAUCCUCUUUCCAGGAAGGGACUAUAUUGACCAGUGGAAUAAGGUAAUUGAACAACUAGGAACACCAUGUCCAGAAUUCAUGAAGAAAUUGCAACCCACAGUAAGAAACUAUGUGGAGAAUCGGCCCAAGUAUGCAGGACUCACCUUCCCCAAGCUCUUUCCAGAUUCCCUCUUCCCAGCGGACUCUGAGCACAAUAAACUCAAAGCCAGCCAAGCCAGGGACUUGUUGUCAAAGAUGCUAGUGAUUGACCCAGCAAAAAGAAUAUCAGUGGACGACGCCUUACAGCAUCCCUACAUCAAUGUCUGGUAUGACCCAGCUGAAGUGGAGGCGCCUCCACCUCAGAUAUAUGACAAGCAGUUGGAUGAAAGAGAACAUACAAUUGAAGAAUGGAAAGAACUUAUCUACAAGGAAGUAAUGAACUCGGAAGAAAAGACUAAAAAUGGUGUAGUAAAAGGACAGCCUUCUCCUUCAGGUGCAGCAGUGAACAGCAGUGAGAGUCUCCCUCCAUCCUCGUCUGUCAAUGACAUCUCCUCCAUGUCCACCGACCAGACCCUGGCAUCUGACACUGACAGCAGCCUGGAAGCCUCGGCAGGACCCCUGGGUUGUUGCAGGUGACUAGCCGCCUGCCUGCGAAACCCAGCGUUCUUCAGGAGAUGAUAUGAUGGAACACACACAAACACACACACACACACACACACACACACACACAC